UUUUUAGUUAGAUCAUAUGAGAAUAGCUUAACAUACAAAAUCCUGUCAAGUGCUAUAAUAAAAAAAAAUCUUCACUUUUGAUGAUUAAGAUUUGAUUAAUACAGCAGAAACAACUCCUGAUUCUUCGGGGAAUUAAGAAAAACCGUAAUUAGUGGUUUUUAGAAACUAAAUACCCUCUGAUUCUUAAAUCGCAAGAGAGCUUCAUGAAGCAUCACUAUAAUCACAUUGGUAUGUAGAAACACCUAAAGAAUAUUUAGAUAAACGUAUCGUGAAGCUUAAGAAACAAAAAUGUAAAUUUUUAGUUAAAUACUUAUUUUUAGAUGAAAAAGUUGUUGUGUUGGAUUUAGAUGAAACAUUAAUCUAUCAUAAGCAUCAUAAGACUUAAGUUCGACCAUUUUGCCAUGAAUUCUUAGAAAGAUUAUCAAGAAUCUGUAUUUUAGUACUUUUCACUGCUGCUAAAUCAGAGCACGCAAUAAACGUAAUUUAAUUGAUAAAUUUAAAGAUGUUAAAAAUAAUAGAUCCAAAUAAAAAGUUGUUCAAAGCCACUUGUACAUCAGAACAUAUGAUUGGUAAUGUUAAAGAUUUGAGAAUUUUUCAAACUGAUCUCAAAGAUAUUGUAAUUGUUGAAAAUUCCCCCAAAAAAUUUAUGUAUAUUCAUUUUCUAUUUAAGAGCUUAAAUUAAUAACGGCAUUCCAAUAUUACCAUUUGAAGGUCAAUAAAAUGAUAAUUAGCUUGAACUUUUACUUUCCUUUUUAGAAAUACUUCUUUUAGAUGAUGAUGUACGUGUUUAAUUAGCAAAUAUCUUUAAAUUAUAAAAUUUUUAUAAGGAACUAAAUGGAAAAUAGGCCAUAAACAAGUUAUAUAAUUCUAAAAAAAUUUUAUGACUUUUAAUUUGUAAACAUUUAUAUUUUAACUAAAUAAAUAUAUCAAAUUGUUAUUUUUAUAAAGAAGAAGAAAAACUUAAAUCCUCUACAAAACCGACAAAAUUUUAAUUAGAUAAGAAGAUGUUAAUACUCAUCCCUAAAUAAGAAAUGCACAACUGUUUUUCUAAAUAUAAAAUUAUAGAAAGGCAGCCGUAAACCUAAGAUAAUUAAAGAACUAAUCAAGCUUCCAUAACCAUAAAUUCAAUGUAUUUCUUCUGUAUUUAUUCAGGAUAUAUUGAGUACUUCCCUGAACCCAUUCCAAUACCAGAAACUAUUAAACAAAUUGAUACAAAAAUAUUAACUUAGAGAAAAUAAUAGUAUAAAUUUAUUUUUUCUAUUUAUAAUGGAAUAAACUAAAAAACAAAAAGAAUUUUAAGAACAAUCAAGAAAUCUAGAAGAGGGAUUUGUAUAAAAACAAUCUAUAGAUUUUUUGACCAAUCUAAAUAUAUAACAACCAAUAUAAUAAGGAAAAAUAAAUUACAAAUUGAUAAUAAUUAAUCAGAUACAUAUAAAUAAGAAAAUUAAAAGAUUCCUAGGAAAUAGUAUCAAAAUUAUUUAAAAUACUUAUAUAAAACGAGACUUAUCAUCUAAGCUAUUCUGAAGCUGUUAAAAAUCGAGAUUGUAUAUGUGAUAAUAUGCUUGAAUGACUCUACAUAAAAAGAUAAAUCCAGCUCUGUGUGCAGUAAUAAUUUUAAAAAAUAACAAUUUUUAGUAACUUAAGGGGAAACCUCUUGUUUUAAACAUAACAUCAUUAGCUCAAAUUUAAUCAGGAAGCUGAAGGAUGGAUAUUGAAGAGCAUAAAUUAAAUUUUUUUUAAUAGAUAAAAUGAUCCAACUAUGCCAGAAGUAAUAAUUCCAACUUUUAUGAUUAAAAGAGACACUAUGGCAAAAAUAUCCUCACAUAUUUAUUAUUAAUUUAAAGAUAUCUUUAAGAAAGAUUAUUCACCAAUUUAUAGGUAAUAGAAUCAUUAUGAUUUUCCUGAAAUGUAUAUAAAAUAUUUUAGAGGAAGAGGAGAGAGGAGUUCAAAUAGAAAUGA
Molecule: messenger RNA, 1959 nt
Organism: Paramecium sonneborni
Lineage: Eukaryota; Ciliophora; Oligohymenophorea; Peniculida; Parameciidae
Source: the annotation of a GenBank genome assembly